Thermothielavioides terrestris NRRL 8126 is the source of this 1311-nucleotide messenger RNA. RefSeq lists its product as uncharacterized. The transcript has a single exon. The record is from RefSeq and is a predicted model, not a curated record. NCBI's taxonomy places the organism in Eukaryota, Fungi, Ascomycota, Sordariomycetes, Sordariales, Chaetomiaceae. The coding region runs from base 1 to 1311 and encodes 436 amino acids.
AUGUUUGCCGCUCCCGAGACCAGUGUCCAGAUCACCCUCAAUGGCUCAGCCGACUGGGCGUUUUGGAACCGCGAGUUCCUUGCCAAGAUGAAGGCUCUCAACCUCCUCGACUACUUCGAAGGGAAGGAAGAUCUGGUUGAGAAGCCUCCGAAGCCCUUCAAUUCCAUCCAAGCCGCCGAAGACCAGAUAAACAAGGAGCUCCAAGACCUCAUCGUCCAACUGAAGGCAUCCUCGAGUCCCACCGCCAUCGGCCACAACGCCCCUGAUCUUGCGGGCCGUCAACAACAGGAAGGCGAGGCUCCCACCGAGCCAUCGACCACGACUUCUUCGACCGCGGCUCCGGCUGACGACAAGCCACUUCCUCCCGGCUACUCGGACCUGACCGCAGCCCAGAGAAAGAUCUACGACGAAAAGAAAAAGUGGUUUCAAGACCACUUCAGCCUCAUCGCCGCCGACGCGGCCAGGAACUACGACAACCAGCGCAGGGACUGGGAGAGCCAGGACUCCCGCCUCUGCCAGGCGGGAGCCUUCCUCAUGACCACCGUUGCGCCUCAUCUACGCCAAGCCCACUUCUCCGCCACGGGAGACUUCCGAGUGUGGUACAACAACCUGAAGCAGGCCCAGAAUAUAUUCGCAGUGGCACAAGCUGUCAAAACACGCCUAAGGGACCACUUUGGCGCUUUCGAGGCGCUCGAACACAAGAACAUGUCAUGGGCCGACUUCGAGCAAUGGCUUACCACGUGGGAGACUCUGAUUGAUGCGGCCUCACUUCAGAGACUAGUCGAAGCCACUCCCGGAGUUUGGUUCGCAAACCUCAUGAACGCUCUUAGCAAACCAUUUCCCUACUUCGUGUCUCUUUACCGGGUCAGCAAGCAUCACGACCUCGCCAAUCUGACCUUCCAAAGCGUAGCUACCGACGUCCGUAGAGGUGCGCAAGUAUAUCUCGCAGCAGCACCAGACCGAGUGGGCAAAGAUAGCGAACAGUUCGAGGAGCAGGACGAUCGGCCGUCAGGGCAGUCGGGCCGAGGCCGGGAAAGCGAGCCCCGACGCGAUAUAUCUCAACCCAAACGCAAGCUCAGUCCGGCCACUCGCCAGGGGCAGUGCCGCGCCUGCGAGCACAGCCACCCUACCGAGCGAUGCUACUACCUACGUCCCGAACUGGCUCCCAAAGACUGGAAAUCUAGAGAGCACGUCUGGGCACGCGUAGAAGCGAACCUUAUGGCCGACUCCUCCCUCCGGGCCGAAGCCAACCGUAUCCGGAGCAAGAGAUUCAGGAACAGCCUCACCGAGAGCACCGUCAAGACUGAGUAA